Bombus terrestris (buff-tailed bumblebee) is the source of this 3588-nucleotide messenger RNA. It is a transcript of the gene Gart, whose product is annotated as trifunctional purine biosynthetic protein adenosine-3. Gene Ontology annotation, molecular function: ATP binding; phosphoribosylamine-glycine ligase activity; phosphoribosylglycinamide formyltransferase activity. Lineage: Eukaryota; Metazoa; Arthropoda; Insecta; Hymenoptera; Apidae. Gene Ontology annotation, biological process: adenine biosynthetic process; 'de novo' IMP biosynthetic process. Bases 376 to 3402 code for a protein of 1008 amino acids. The record is from RefSeq and is a predicted model, not a curated record. The transcript has 17 exons. Gene Ontology annotation, cellular component: cytosol.
CUCGAGCUAUUUUAAAAGGUCAGAAGUUAUCGCUCGUUACACACGAGUUAUAAUGGAUUAACCCCCGCAAAGAAGCAGUCUUCUUCCUGUGAAUCAAGCUACAGCAAUAAUAUAAUAAAUAUUCGUUAAAGUUUUCAUAGUUAUACAGAUAUAAGUAAGAAAGAUUAAAUUUUUCAACUUUACUGGAUUACCACCUGUUGCUCCAAGAAGCACGUUAUUGUUUAAGUAGUGGGAAUCACAUCAAAUACAAUUUUGAAUCACAUGUAUUAAAUUAGAAAGCCAAUAAAGCAAUAAAAAAAGCUUUAUUACAUACAGGGCUUAAUAUUCUUAAAAAAGUUCAAAAACUUUCCGAAAGAUAAUAAAUACGGAGGCAGUAUGCAGUAUGCGGUUUUAGUUAUUGGUAGUGGUGGUAGAGAACAUGCCAUUGCUUGGAAACUUUCACAAUCUCCUUAUGUAAAUAAAAUUUAUGUUUCCCCUGGAAAUAGUGGAAUUUCAUCAGUUGAGAAAGUUUCUCUAGUCAAAUUAAAUGUUAAAGAUAAUAAGGAAGUAGCAACAUGGAGCAAAGAUAAUAAAGUAAAUUUGGUAAUUAUUGGUCCAGAAGAAUAUUUGGCUAAUGGAUUAGCAGAUGAAUUAAAGAAUGCAGGUAUUAAUUGUUUUGGUCCACAAAAAGCAGCAUCUAAAAUUGAAGCGGAUAAAUACUGGGCAAAAGAAUUCAUGGAUAAAUGUCAAAUUCCUACUGCAAGAUGGAAGGGAUUUGUAAAUGCAGAAGAAGCAAAGAAAUUUGUUAAAAGUGCACCAUAUCCAGCACUUGUAAUAAAAGCUUCAGGUUUAGCAGCUGGGAAAGGAGUCAUAGUAGCAAAAGAUAAAGAAGAAGCUUGUAGAGCUAUAGAUGAAAUAUUAAUAGACAGAAAAUUUGGGUCUGCUGGUGAAUCAAUAGUUGUAGAAGAAUUAUUAGAAGGAGAAGAAGUAUCUGUACUUGCAUUUACAGAUGGGAAAACUAUUGUGCCAAUGGCACCUGCACAAGAUCAUAAAAGAAUAUUUGAUGGAGAUACAGGACCAAAUACUGGUGGUAUGGGUGCUUAUUGCCCAUGUCCAUUGCUAAACAAAGCAGAUUAUGAAUUAGUGAAAGCAGACAUCUUACAAAAAACUGUUGACGGUCUUAGACAAGAACAAAUUUCAUAUGUUGGCGUAUUAUACGCUGGAUUAAUGUUAACAAAAGAAGGACCAAAAGUUCUAGAAUUUAACUGUAGAUUUGGAGAUCCUGAAACACAAGUAGUGUUACCAUUGUUGAAAUCAGAUUUAUUUAAUAUUAUGAAGGCCUGUUGUGAGGGUUCUUUAGUUGAAUCUGAAGUUAUAUGGGAAGAAAAUCUGUUUGCUGUUGGUGUUAUUUUAGCAUCUCGAGGAUAUCCAGUAUCAUCAUCAAAGGGUCAAGUUAUAAUCGGCGUCAAUGAUAUUUCGCGUGAAACAAAUCAAUUUGUUUUCCAUAGUGGUACAAGUAUCUCUUCUGAAGGAGAGUUAUUAACUAACGGUGGAAGAGUUUUGAUUACUGUAAGUUUAGCUCCUUCAUUGGCUUUGGCUGCUGCUAAAGCAACACGUGCCGCCCAAAUCAUUUCAUUCGAAGGAAAGCAAUUUAGAACAGAUAUAGCACAUAAAGGAAUAGCAAGGUCUAUAUUGCACCAUGGACAAUUGACAUAUAAAAGUAGUGGUGUGGACAUAGAAGCUGGAAAUUCAUUAGUUUCAGCUAUUAAACCAACAACUUACUCGACGCAACGUUUAGGUACAAUGGGUUCGAUUGGUAGUUUUGGUGGUUUAUUUGACAUAAAAGCUACUGGUUAUAAAGAUCCAAUCUUAAUAUCUGGAACCGAUGGUGUUGGAACUAAAUUAAAGAUAGCGUUUGAAUGUAAAAAACAUAAUACAGUGGGCAUAGAUUUAGUGGCUAUGUGUGUAAAUGAUGUUCUUGCACAUGGUGCUGAACCUUUAUUCUUUCUGGAUUAUUUUGCUUGUGGUAAAUUAAACGUUGAUAUAGCUAGCAAUGUUAUAAAUGGAAUAAGUGAAGGAUGUAGAAAAGCUGGAUGUUCAUUAAUAGGCGGGGAAACAGCAGAAAUGCCAGAUAUGUAUUCCAACGAAGAAUACGAUUUAGCCGGUUUUGCUGUGGGAGUAGUUGAAAGAAAUGAUUUGCUUCCACGUGUAAAUGACAUACAAGAAGGUGAUAUUGUAAUUGGCUUAUCAUCAAGUGGUGUGCAUAGUAAUGGAUUCAGUCUUGUUCGAAAAAUUUUAAAAUUAGCAAAUAAAAAAUAUUCAGAUGUGGCACCUUUCUCUGAAAAUAAUCGUACAAUCGGCGAAGAAUUGUUAGAGCCAACGAAAAUUUACGUAAAGGGAGUAAUUCCUGCUUUGCGCACGAAUUUAGUAAAAGCAUUUGCGCAUAUUACUGGAGGAGGUCUGACAGAAAACAUCCCAAGAAUUUUACCAAAAGAUAUGGGAGCAGUUUUGGAUGCAAAGACGUGGAUUAUUCAACCAAUUUUUGCUUGGUUGGCAACUGUAGGAGAAGUUAAUAAAGAAGAAAUGUUAAGAACGUUUAAUUGUGGCAUUGGUGCUAUCCUAAUUUGUUCGGAAAGAGAUAAAGACAAAGUGUUAAGUAAAUUACAAAUAGAAAAUGCUAAGAUUAUUGGACAUAUAAUUAAUUAUAAAAAAAAUCACACUAGAAUACACGUUAAAAAUUUUGAGGAAGCGUUAGAAUUGAAAAUGAGACAAUACAUACCAGAUAUAAUUUCACAAUUAAGUAAGCCUUUAAAAAAAGUGGGUGUUUUGAUAUCUGGUAGCGGAACCAAUUUACAAUCACUAAUUGAUGCAACUAAAGAUCGAUCUCAACAUAUUGGUGCAGAAAUUGUUAUAGUAAUAUCUAAUAAACCAAAUGUUGAAGGACUUAAACGAGCUGAAAAAGCUGGUAUUAAGACGGUGGUUAUUAAACAUACGGAUUAUCCUAAUCGAGACGCAUUCGAUGCAGCAAUGAAUGUUGAACUCAAUGCUUUUGGAGUUGAAAUAGUCUGUCUUGCUGGUUUCAUGCGCAUUUUAUCAGAUAAUUUCGUAAAUCAAUGGCGUGGUGCCUUAAUAAAUGUGCAUCCUUCAUUAUUACCAUCAUUUAAAGGUGCACAUGCACAUAGAGAUGUUUUAGCAGCUGGAGUACGUGUUUCUGGAUGUACAGUGCAUUUCGUGAAACCUGAUAUAGAUUCUGGAGCAAUCAUUGAACAAGCAGCAGUGCCUGUACUGCCACAUGACACUAUAGAAACUCUUCAAGAGCGAGUGAAGACAGUUGAACAUUGUAUCUUCCCACUAGCUCUAAAACAUUUAGCUACAGGAAGGAUACAGUUAAACGAAGAUAAUUCCAUUACAUGGAAUUAUUGAACUCAAGAUAUUAUGUAAUUAUUUUAUGUAUCAUUUGGUACAUUUAUAUAUAAUAUAUAUAUUUUUUUAAUUUGUAUACAUAUAUUAAAUUUUUUAUCAAUAGAAAUAAAUCAGUAUAGAAGUAUCAAAUUUUUUUAAAAGAAAUGUAAUAAAAUAAUCUAAUACAAUAAAACAGUAUGUUUUCUA